Pelodiscus sinensis (Chinese soft-shelled turtle) is the source of this 2799-nucleotide messenger RNA. RefSeq names its product plasminogen (gene PLG). Gene Ontology annotation, molecular function: serine-type endopeptidase activity; signaling receptor binding. NCBI's taxonomy places the organism in Eukaryota, Metazoa, Chordata, Testudines, Trionychidae. The record is from RefSeq and is a predicted model, not a curated record. Gene Ontology annotation, biological process: proteolysis.
AAGUCGAGUGCAAGUCAAUAAAACUGACACAGCAUUAAACACAGCUUUCAGCACAGAGCCAGCCUGUCCCAAAAUGGGGAUUAGCAAAGCCGUCUUUCUGUUACUUUUAUUUCUAUACCCAGCACAAGGAGACAUAUUAGAUGACUAUGUAAAAACCGAGGGUGCUUGGAUAGUUGGCGUAACAAAACAGAUUUACAAAACAAAUGGUAAAGAAGAAUGUGCUGAGAAAUGUGAAGCUGAAACAAAAUUCACAUGCAGGGCCUUUCUAUUCACCAGUAAAGAUCAACAGUGUAUUACAUUAGCUGAGAACACAAAAACAGCAGAGUCAAUCAGAAGAACAAAUGUGGUGCUCUAUGAGAAAAAAAUAUACCUUUUAGAAUGCAAGAAUGGUAAGGGGAUGGACUACAGAGGAACAGAAUCUAAAACUCAGAGUGGUGUGCCCUGCCAGAUGUGGAGCAACAAUAAACCUCACAUCCCUAAGUUUACACCUGACAAAAACCCCACUGCAGGGUUAGAGGCAAACUACUGCAGAAAUCCUGAUGGGGAUGAAAAAGGACCUUGGUGUUACACAACAGAUCCCAAUACUAGAUUUGAUUACUGUAACAUCCAAGAAUGCGAAGAAGAGUGCAUGCACUGCAGUGGUGAAAACUACAAUGGCAAAAUUUCCCAAACAGAGUCUGGGUUGGAGUGCCAGCAUUGGGAUAAUCAAGAACCUCACACUCACGGGUACAAACCUUCAAACUUUCCAGAGAAGAAUCUGAAGCUGAAUUACUGCCGUAACCCUGAUGGCGAGCCUCGGCCCUGGUGUUUUACUACCAACCCCACAAAACGCUGGGAAUUUUGUAACAUCCCACGUUGCACUACACCUCCACCACCUUCUGGCCCAGGACAGCAGUGUCUUUCAGGAAAAGGAGAGGAUUAUCGAGGCAAGAUAGGCGUCACUGUGUCAGGAAAUACUUGUCAACGUUGGAGUGUUCAGUUUCCUCACAAGCAUGCCAGGACUCCUGAGAACUAUCCUUGCAAGGGUUUAGAAGAAAACUACUGUAGAAACCCUGAUGGUGAGACCAAGCCAUGGUGUUACACCACCAACAGCACAAUGCGAUGGGAAUACUGUAGCAUACCCAGCUGUGAUGAGACAGAAACAGUAAACACUGAUACAAUUGUGCUUCAACAGAGUCCAGUCACUGAAGAUUGUUUCCGAGGCAAUGGCCAGAGUUACCGUGGCACAACUUCAUUGACUGUCUCAGGAAAGAAAUGCCAGCCAUGGAAAUCAAUGUCGCCGCACAAACACACGAGGACCCCAGAAGCAUAUCCAAAGGCGGACUUGAGGGAGAACUAUUGCAGGAACCCAGAUGAUGAUCCAGCCCCAUGGUGUUACACCAUUGAUCCUACUGUGAGAUGGGAAUACUGCAGUCUGAGGCGGUGUGGCGGCUCACUAGUGACUUUACCAAAGCCCCCUCAGACAACUAUAGCAUCGACCCUUCAUACAACUGCACCUACCCAAAAAGAUUGUGUAGUUGGUAAUGGUAAAGAUUAUCGUGGCACAGUGGCACACACUGCAAGUGGCAAGACUUGUCAAGCAUGGAGUUCGCAGAAACCACACAGCCAUGAUUCUUUCACGCCAGUGACUCAUCCACGGGCAGGGCUGGAGAAAAAUUAUUGCAGGAAUCCUGAUGGUGAUGUUAAUGGUCCCUGGUGCUACACAACAGACCCGAGGAAAGCCUGGGACUACUGUGAAAUCUCUGAGUGCCCUCCCCCUGAAUAUGAGUGUGGAAAAGCCAAGACUGCUCCAAAACUGUGCCCUACAAGGAUUGUGGGCGGGUGCAUUUCAAAUCCACACUCUUGGCCGUGGCAAAUCAGUCUCAGGACAAGUUUCAACAUGCACUUUUGUGGUGGCACUCUGAUAGCCCCACAGUGGGUUCUUACAGCCAAACACUGCUUAGAGCGGUCAACCAGGCCUGCUGCAUAUAGAAUCUUCCUUGGACUGCACACGGAAAGGGCAGAGGAGUCAUCUGUGCAAAUGCGAGAUGUUGAGAGAAUAUUCAAGGAACCUGGUGGGGCAGACAUUGCCUUGCUGAAGAUGAGCAGUCCCGCAGUGAUCAACAAUGAAGUGAUCCCAGCUUGUUUGCCGGCAGAAAAUGUGGUUUUAGGAAACAGAGCAGAAUGCUAUGUGACUGGCUGGGGUGAAACAAAAGGUACUGGGGGAGAAGGCAAACUGAAAGAAACUGGCUUCCCUGUGAUUGAGAAUAAAGUGUGCAAUCGCCCUGAAUUUCUGAAUGGAAGAGUUAAGAACCAUGAGCUCUGUGCUGGGAAUAUUCAUGGUGGCACCGACAGCUGCCAGGGUGACAGUGGAGGACCCCUGAUAUGUACUGAGCAAGACAGAUUCAUUGUUCACGGUGUCACCUCGUGGGGUCUUGGCUGUGCUGAGCCUAUGAAGCCUGGUGUUUAUGCACGAGUGUCUAGGUUUGUUAAUUGGAUUGAGAGGGUAAUGAGUAUCGCUUGAGUCCUGAGGAUUCACUUGCGCAUCCUAAACAGCAAGGCACAAAGUAGAUAUGAAGGAUUCCCAAUACAGUUUUAAAAAUCAAAAUUAUUUACAAGAAUCUGAAAUAUCUAUUUUAAGUUACUAUAAAUUAACAGCCAUUGCCAACAAACCAAAAUGACUGUUCCCCUCCUUUGGUGUGUUUUAUAUGCUAUAAUGAACACGCAUUUGUUGAAAAGUCUCCUAUUCUCUCUUUUCCAUAAGUAGUCCCAAAUAUGUUAAUCCUUGAUACAGACAUUAAAUUGUUCAUAGGGUUUAAA